AUGCUCACAAAAGUCAAGACCCUUAGCAUGUACACUCUCACUUGUGCAGAUGGCUACCACUUCGGUGGCCAAGGGGAUGUCUACGUUCUCGAUCUUCACAGACUAAACGCAGGCCUUGCCUCCAUCUCUUCAGAUCAAAAACUUACCCUCUUCAACCCCGCGCGACUAGGACAGGGUCCUCUGAAGUCAUUCCCGACUAGCCAUGGCAACCUCACAUGCUUGAAGACCUAUGACGCCCAAGAUUCUAUCGUCUGCACGGCUGGUGAAAAUGGCGAGGUCUCAGUUUGGGACAUGAGGGAAAGCUCAAAGCCCCAAGUUGCGCACUUCGGAGCAAGCCAGUCCCCUAUUCUAUCCCUCGCAUGCGACGCAAGGAGCAACACGAUAGCAGUCGGAACAGAGCUGCAAAACCAUACAGCUUCAGUGCUACUGUGGGACAUCAGAGCCGGCCCGACGCAAAGCCUCCAGUACGACGAAGUCCACAGCGACGACGUGACAGAGCUCCGCUUCCACCCGUCGCAGCCUCACGUCCUUCUCUCUGGAUCGACCGACGGCCUCGUCAACGUCUACGACACCCGCAUCUCGGACGAGGACGACGUCGUCAUCCAGGCGCUCAACCAGGGAUCCGUCCACCACGCCUCUUUCAUCAGCGAUACUGAGGUCUACGUCCUGACCCACGACGAGAAGUUUGCCGUCUACAGCGUUGCCGACGAGUGCCAGACCGGCGCAGCUGUUGCCGACUUUGGCGACGCCAGGGAAACGCUCGGUUGCCAGUAUGUCGCCAACGUCACGACCAAGUUGGACGGCAGUGGUGCGAUUGUUGGUGCCGGGUCGCAAGACCGUCAGGUCUUUGAGUUGGUGCACCUCUCCCGAACCAAUGAGGGCACCUGGGGAUUCGACAGAGCUAACAGCGUCGGUCUGCCGGGUGGCCAUGGCGAGGAGAUUGUUCGGUCCUUCUGCUUUUAUGACGACGAGCAAGUCGUUUUCACUGCGGGCGAAGACGGAAACGUUAAGGCCUGGAGACCUAGUUAG
Molecule: messenger RNA, 1029 nt
Organism: Colletotrichum karsti
Lineage: Eukaryota; Fungi; Ascomycota; Sordariomycetes; Glomerellales; Glomerellaceae
Product: WD domain-containing protein
Exons: 4
Coding region: 1-1029 (342 amino acids)
Molecular function (GO): protein binding
Source: RefSeq, a predicted model, not a curated record